AGCGCGGCCUCUCUGGGCUUCGGCGCUGCAGUCCCUCAGCCUAGCUUGCGCUGGGGAGAUCUCGGGUGUGUGUGUGGGGGUGGAGUCUGAAGUGUGUUUCUUUUUCUGGGCUUCUCCGCUCCUGCAUCCAAAAAAAUAAUAAUAACCCGACACUACUGCCCCACACCUUUAGUCACCGAGUUGGGCAUUGCCCCUUUGCGUUUGACCACCCCCUCGUCACCCCUUCCACAGGAAAAGGUAUGAAACGCCAAAGAGAAUGCUGAAAAUGGAUUUAUUGUCACCUAACUUCAGUUCCCCUAAUGAUCCAGAUGGACAGAAUGAUAUCUUUUGGGAUCAAAAUUCUCCAAUGACGAAACAGUUAGGUAAAGGAAAACAAAAACAGAUUUACACUACAGAUAGUGAUGAGAUCUCACAUAUUGUUAACUGUAUUGCUCCUCAGCACACCUUUUCCCCAUUGAAGCUCCUCUUAAUACUUGCUGAUUUAUAAGAUCAUCAAGAAACACCUAUAAAAGUAGAAAGAAUACUGGAUUUGGAGUUAAUUCUCAGUCAGCCUUCCAUCCUGGGAUGAAAAACCUGCAACAGAUUCCAUGCUGGGCAUGUGGAUUGGUGCUUCUGCUAUUCCUUGUACUCCUUGUGUAGCAAAAGGAAAAUCAAGAACAAAAAUCAGCUGUACAAAGUUAAAAACACAAAAUCGAGAGGAAGAGCUUAUGAAACUGGCUAAGCAAUUUGAUAAAAAUAUGGAAGAGCUAGACAUAAUUCAAGAGCAAAACAAGAGAAAUGAUUUAAUCCAGACAGUUUCAGAAAUAGAGACUUCAAGUAAUUUUAAAGGUAAUGUACAGACACAGUCAUUACAUGAUACAGUUCCCCAAAUGGAUAGUGCUAUAAUAAAGAAGCCAAUGAAAGAAAAAACCAGGAUAUCUGUAGUAAAUGAUCAAACUAGCAGUCUGACACCAUUUGACCAAAAUGCUGAAGCAGCCUUUAAUGCCAUUUUUGAUGGUUCUACACAGAAAUGUAGCGGACAGUUAAGCCAAUACUUGUCAGAUGCUUUUUUGAACACUAGUAAUACUACCUUUGGAAAGAAAAGUGCUUUGAAAGAGGAGAAAGUCAUUACUAAUGAAACUCUGGUCACUGAAAAACUGCCAGAUAAAGCCCCAGAAUCACUUUCUUGUCAAGUAGAUAUUUCUGGAAUGACAAAGUCAUGUGUGAUUUCCUGUACUAAGGAGCCAGAAAAUUUUAGUAAGUACUUUAAUGCAUUUACUACCAACAAUUUUGAGGAUGAUUGGGAAAAUUUACUAAGUAAUGAACCUUUUGUAAUGCAAAAUGUCAACAUAACUGAAAUUUUCCCUCCACCUAAAACAACUCAGACUGAUGAUCAAAAGGGAAUUUGUGCCUAUAAAAGUAAAAGUGAUAAAAGUGAGUCAAGAACAAAUACAAGCCUAGAUGUCAAGUUAAGAGAUACAACAAUUUUACAAGAUCUUCCUUCAAAAACACAUAACAGGGAAUUAACAGAUGCUGGAAACUAUAGACUUUCAUCAAAUCAAAAUAAUAAACGAAACAAAUUACCAUCCAUUGGGAAUAAAAUGAAAUUUGAGAAAUCAUUCAAUAAAAAUGUUGAAGACAAAAUUCAAGACUGUGCAGUUGUACCUAAUCUGACAAAAAUAAAGGAGGUUACUCAUACUAAAUUUACUUCUAAUAUAAAUGUUUCUGAAAAAAAGUCUGCUUUGAACACAGGAUAUUCUAAUGAACAAAAAAAAAAGUUCACUUUUAAUCAGUCUUUUAAAGCACCUGCUAAUAGAGAACCUUUUGCGUCUGCAACUUUGGGCGAUGAAACCAGUGUGCAUAACCCAGAUCAGACUAAUACAUCAAACUUACAUUCUUUCUUUGAUGAUUGGAAUGAUCCCUCAUUUGCUAAUGAAAUUGUUAAAGCAUGUCAUCAAUUAGAGAAUACCUGGGAAGCAGAUGAUGUAGAUGACGAUUUAUUAUACCAAGCAUGUGAUGAUAUUGAAAGACUAACUCAGCAACAAGACAUUACAAAGAACAGCAAGACAUCAGAAAGUAUACUUGAGAUCAAUAAUAGUUCCAAACAUGAAGCCAAAAACGUGUUUACUACAUCUAAACAAGGAAGUCAGUUGGUGCAAUCAAAGCAUCCGAAUUUGAGCAGCGUAUCAGUGCAUACAUCCUCUUCGACAAAUAACUCAGAAUUGAAUAAAUCAGUGAAGAUGGGGAAAAGGGAAAUUUGUGGAAAUUUUCCAAGUUUUUUAGGUGCUACAACAAAUUUGACUGUAUACUCCAAAAACUCAAAUUGUCAGAUCAAUAAUCUGCAUGUCUCACAGAAUAACACAGAUGUGCCAAUACAAGUGAAUAGUUCUGAAUCGGUUCUUACGGGAAGUUCAAGUUCAAAUAUGAGUUCAGAUCAUAUGAGUACAGAAACUACUACUUACAAGAAGAAACUGAGUACUGAUCUAUCCCAUAGGAACGUAAUAGGUGAAGCCAAGAGUGAACUUAACAAAACAGUCAGAUAUUCUAAGUAUACAUUUACAAAGAUGAAGAAUUCCCAGAUUCUUUCCCAGUUUAAUCAAAACUGUAUAAUAGGAAGUAUUUCUGAUAGCAAAAUUACACAGAGUUUGGAAAAAAACAAAACUCCUGUCAAUCCAUUAUAUGGGAAGGCUCUUCAGCACCAGUCUUCAGUGAAACAUGCUGAGUCUUUGAAACAGUCUCCAAAAGAGGAAGAAGAGAAAAAUAGAAAGUGUUCUCCUGAAGAAAUUCAAAGAAAAAGACAAGAAGCACUGGUCCGAAGAAUGGCCAAAGCUCAGGCAUCAACUGUGAAGGCAGCUCCCACUUGACUUGAUUUCUUUAAUGAAAUGUUAGUUGAAAGACUUGACAAAAGACACUAUCUAUGAUAGGAAAUUUUUUUUUCUUGAUUUCUCUGUGAGAAAUUUAAUGCUGAGUUAUAAAGCAUGGACUUUAUUUAAUAAAGCAGAGUUUGCAGUGGUCAGUGAAACCUUUCUUUGGAAAUGUAUGUUAAAGUACUUGCAUAAAAAUUUUGGAAAUUCAGGAAAGUAAUUUUGUAGUGGAAUUAUACAGAGAAAAGUAUUUUUAAGUACUAUGCUGGCAGAGGAUCAUGAAAAAAUUGGUAAUCUACUUUAUUUUUUAAUGCAGUGUUUUCCUAAUACAAAGCUUCAAUUUACUAAGUUAAUAGAAACUCGGUUGUUUUUUUUAAUAGUUAGCUUCCAAUAACUGUUCCUUAUGAUUUUUAUACAUUUCUGAAUUUUAAUUAAUGUUUCCACAUUCUUAGGAAUGUGGUAGGAAAUAAAGAACUUCAAAUUUAUUUGUAAGGAAAUUACUAUUUUCAGUUCCUAGUCUGAAAUAGAUUUGAAUUUUAAUUUUCUAAAACAUGAUGCAUUUUGGAAAGUUUCCACCAUUUUUAGGAGAGAUUUAAGAAGUUUAGUUUGGAAAAAGGAAAGUGGAUUGGCUAGCUAAAUAAUGUAGAGUCAUAACUUUUAGAACUGUCAAGAACUUCAGAUACUAUCUGGUGCAGCUUCUUUAUUGUAUAGUAAGAAAUGAAUAUUUGUUACUCUAAAAGUCACAAGUUAAAGCUCUUCUGAAAUUAGAAUGAUUUCUUUCAUUCUAAUAAACAGCUAGACAAUUGUA
Manis pentadactyla (Chinese pangolin) is the source of this 3651-nucleotide messenger RNA. RefSeq names its product ETAA1 activator of ATR kinase (gene ETAA1). Lineage: Eukaryota; Metazoa; Chordata; Mammalia; Pholidota; Manidae. The record is from RefSeq and is a predicted model, not a curated record. The transcript is spliced from 7 exons. The coding region runs from base 588 to 2843 and encodes 751 amino acids.